UAAUGUGGGAUUUGCUAUCAGUGAAUGAUCGUGAAAUUUUAGGAAAUUUCGUAAGAGCCUGUUCCUUGUUGGUUUGCCGAAUCAUUAAUACCAAUAAAAUAAAUGAGGCCCAUAACAGAUUACUCAAAAUUGGUCAACUCAUUGAAGAACAUUAUGGUGAAAAUUUAAUUACACCAAAUAUACACCUUUCUUUGCAUAUAGCCGAAUGCUGUCGUGACUAUGGUCCAAUAUACUCUUUUUGGUGUUAUUCGUUUGAACAAAUGAAUGGGAUCUUAGGUAAAUAUUUUAAUAAUGAAUGUCUCGGAUUUUAAUUAAUAUAUCAUAAAUUUGCCCUUUAGAUUCCUAUCCCAAUUCAAAACGAUAUAUUGAACCGGAAUUGCUAAGAAUUAUUGUGCAGAAUUGCAGAAUCAAUGAUCUUAAUUCAAUCGGGCAACCAGAAGCUUGUUAAUGGUCUUAAGUUAAUUGAACCUCGGCAAACAACUGGUUCAUUAGCGGUAUAUGAUGACCUCAGAUUAGAAGAAUUGGUGCAGUUCAAAUGGAUUUUUUGCAGCGAAUUAGAAGAUACGAUCACUGGCAGUGAAAUUUAUCCGGACAAUUUAUUAAGUCCAAUUAAAAACCGUGUUGAUUUACCCGACAAUUUGUAUGAACAGUUGAUUACUUAUUAUAAUGAAGUUUAUGGUGAAAAGAUGGAUGUUGAAUUCGGCUCCAUGUCAAAUCUGAUCAGUCGAGGUUUACAGAAUAAUUCGUAUGUAGUUGUUCAACCAAUAAUUAAUCAAUGCGGAAGAAUUCAAGUGGCAGCUGAAAUUUUUAGAUCCGCGCUAGCACCUCGAUAUAAGAAAAAUUCUUAUAUUUUAGCAAAAUUUACCCAAGAUAACGAAUCGAUUGAAUUAUACCCAGGAAUGGUGCAAUUUUAUUUCGAGCAUGUAUUGCGACUUCCAACUAUUGGUGAAAGAACGCACAAACUUGCUUACGUCAAAUGGUACCUACCGGUUAAUGAUCAUCGAAUUAGAUUUUACUGCCGAGCUGAACAGGAUGAUGACCGCAGUGUUAAUAUUGAACUCUGAAAACUUAAUGAAUUUUAUGAAAUGUCUCGUGAUAGUAUAAUUCCAAUUCAUAAUAUUUAUAGCCGGUUUAUUCCUACUAAUUUUACAAUCGGAACAAAUAACAAUAAAAAUAACAGCAGAAGGAAGGCAAAAACUUAUAUGGCAGUAGUACCGAUUAAUAGGAAGUUCCAUUUAUAAUUUCUAUUAUUAAUAAAUCGUAAUAAAUCAGUUAUUUUAUUUUAU
This is a messenger RNA of Rhizophagus irregularis DAOM 181602=DAOM 197198, 1286 nucleotides long. Lineage: Eukaryota; Fungi; Glomeromycota; Glomeromycetes; Glomerales; Glomeraceae. The record is from RefSeq and is a predicted model, not a curated record.